UCGAAUGAUUUAGUUACAAACCUUAGCUGGCCUAGAUGUAAUUUACCCAAAAAAAAUCACCCCACAAUUAACCCCUUCUCUCUAUCUCUCUACCUCCUUACUGACUCAGUGACGCGCCUUUUGCGCUCUCUGUUUCCUUUAAACCUGAAACUCCCUUACCCUGCACCGGGUCUGAAUUGUCAGCAGUUCCCAAAGAACAACAUGCGGUGCUGUUCGGAUCAAAAUGCCACCGUUGGUGAAGAAGUUGCAAUAAGCAUAGAGAAAUCAUCCCAAAAGACUUCACGGCCUCAAAUAGUGAAGUUGGAUAGGGCAUUUAAGUUGGCUGAAAAAUGGGUUAAUGAUAUGACUAAAACCUCGGAGGAUGAAUCAACUGCAUUGGAGUUAGAGGGUCGACCUCUAAGGCUUGGACUAGGUGCAACAGUUCCACGCGAACACAAAUUUUUUCCUUCAAAUAAUCCCAUUGAAAAAAAAAUACGCGCCAAGUUGGAUGCUGAGAAAAGAAAAGCUGCCAAAAAUGCCGAGGACUCUGCUCCAUCAGUAAGAGAUGGAAGUGUUGAUCAAGACAGUAGUGAUGAGGAAUUAGAGAGCAGAACAAAAGCAUUUUCCAAGAAGAGAGCUGUGAAUUUAGUAUCUUCUCUGAAUGCAUUGAAGAGGCAAAAGUAACCUACCAGCUUCUCAAAAGUGAAUUUCUCUCAAGGUUUGUUUAAUUUUUUAAUGUUUAGUUGAUGUUACCUUGACUUCCUUGUACCCUUAUUGAUGAGGGCCUUUACUUUUAAACAUUUUUUUUUGAGAUAAAUUAUAUAGAAUGCUAAUACUUUUUUUUCCCUAAAUUCAAUUUAUGUAGUCCAAUUCUCAGAACCCAAUACAUG
Molecule: messenger RNA, 869 nt
Organism: Ilex paraguariensis (yerba mate)
Lineage: Eukaryota; Viridiplantae; Streptophyta; Magnoliopsida; Aquifoliales; Aquifoliaceae
Source: the annotation of a GenBank genome assembly